Aspergillus chevalieri is the source of this 1305-nucleotide messenger RNA. Its product is annotated as endonuclease III domain-containing protein. The transcript has a single exon. Gene Ontology annotation, biological process: base-excision repair. Bases 1 to 1305 code for a protein of 434 amino acids. Lineage: Eukaryota; Fungi; Ascomycota; Eurotiomycetes; Eurotiales; Aspergillaceae. The record is from RefSeq and is a predicted model, not a curated record. Gene Ontology annotation, molecular function: catalytic activity.
AUGGCUCGCAUCACACGCUCAGCUGCUCAAGCAGCAUUGCUCGCAGCUAAAAACGACCCUCAACUACUCCCAGAUGUCCCGAAGCCAAAUGGCACCGAAACACCCACCGAAACGAAACGCAGCCGCAGUCGCAAGAUUGACUCUUCGGAGCCCAGCGCAAAAAAACAAAAAGCAACCAGCAACCAGAAGCCAGAAACCAAUGACCUCCCCCAUAACCUAGCCCCUCUGCCAACCCCUCUAACGUCGAAAAGCAACACCCCCGACAUCAAACGAGAACAACUAGCCGACCUAGCAACCUCCCUCCAAUCCACCGUCGACAAAACUACCCAAACCCUCCCCAUCCAACAGCAACAGCAACCCAAAAACCAGAAAAAGACCACCUACGGCCUAAGCCCCGGCCUCACCCCCUUCCCCUCCUACCCCCGCCCAACCCCUUCUGAAUGCGAAGAAGUAAACCGCCUCCUAACAUCCGUCCACGGCGAAAUAACACCCCCGACUACAAUUCCUGAGCCCUCGCUCACAGUAACCGGCUGCGGCGAGGUGCCAUCCGUGCUCGACGCACUGAUCCGCACGCUCCUCAGUGGUGCGACGACGGGGACGAACUCGGCUAUGGCGUUUAAUGGGCUCGUGCAGCGGUUUGGGAUUCUGAGGGAGGGAGUUGGGAAGGGGAGUGUGGAUUGGGAUAAGGUCCGACGGGCGGAGGUGGGGGAUGUGUUUGAGGCGAUUAAAAGGGGUGGGUUGGCGGAUGUGAAGAGCAAGAAUCUGAAGAAGAUUUUGGACCUGGUGUACCAGGAGAAUCAGGAGCGCAGGGAUCUCUUGACCAACAACCCAGACGGAUCCGAUCCAGCACUCAAGUCAGAAUCAAACGCUAGCAAAGACUAUGAAAUCGCCUGUGCUGACCAGAAUGUUUUAUCGCUGAACUACCUCCACGCCCUCCCCACGGAAUCUGUAAUGACACAUUUAACGAGCUACCCUGGCAUCGGCCCCAAAACCGCCGCCUGCGUGAUCCUCUUCUGUCUGCAGCGGCCGUGUUUCGCUGUUGAUACGCACAUCUUCCGCAUCACCAAGUGGCUGGGCUGGCUUCCUUCUGACAGCACCGGCAGUAAAGUGAAUGAGGUCACCGCGUUUGGGCACUUGGAGGUGCGGGUGCCGGACCAUUUGAAAUAUAGCUUGCAUCAGUUGUUGAUUCGGCAUGGGAAGAGUUGUCCGCGCUGUAGGGCUGGUACGGGGAGGGGGGCGGUGGGGUGGGAGGAAGGGUGUGUCAUUGACCAUUUGGUGAAGAGGACCGGGGGGAGGAAGGCGUAA